Molecule: messenger RNA, 1009 nt
Organism: Saccostrea cuccullata (small rock oyster)
Lineage: Eukaryota; Metazoa; Mollusca; Bivalvia; Ostreida; Ostreidae
Exons: 3
Coding region: 417-743 (108 amino acids)
Source: RefSeq, a predicted model, not a curated record
UGGAUUCGUCGGAUAUUUCCCACAUCAUCGACUUUGAUAGCAAAGCUGAUACGAAGCAGACCAGGUAUUUCGUAAAGCCACCAAGCAGCAAGGAGGGACAUACUCUUCUCUUAUGACGUAAAGUUCCUUCCGGGUUAAAGGUCGUGUGAAGUUCUGUAAAGAAACUUGGGUUCUUGCAGAAAAAAAAUUGCCACACCCCCGAAGAAGUGGGAGCAUAUAUAAUAUGUAAACUACGGUUUGUAGCGAAUUGAAGACAAUUAAUAACAUUGAUCAGUCGGACUUGAUACCUAACUAAAGAUGCCAUUAGCAAAAACGGUUUGAAACUUUACAGGGAGAACCGCGUCGUGACUGGAAGAGAGUACCAACUUUAUUUUUUAUAGUUUGUGUUGUUCGUAGGACUGUGCAGUCGGUUGGAUAUGUCUGUGAACUAUUCUUAUAUCAUAUCUUUAUUAACAAUAUUUCUAUGUACGAUAAUCAGUUUAACAAUAGCUUUCCCUUUGGAUGAGUUAGAAGUGAUAAAGACACCUGACGAUUGGUCAAUUUACGAAAACCAGGAUAAUUUAAUCAAAAGAGAUUGUGCAGGAUUCCCUUGCAUGUACACACAUAUGGCAGAAAAAGCAGGGCGGGCGUCUUUAUUCCGUGCUCUCGCCAGGAUCAUUGACGACUGUGCGGCGGAUCCAAGAUGUAAUCCAGGACGAAGAAAGAGGUCCGUAUUAAGGAUGCUACGAAAUAAAUCUAAAUAGACCUGUUUAAACGGACCAAAAAGAAAAAUUGUCUCAAAGUUCAAUUGACCAAUCAGAGAGGCGAACGUCAUUACGAGCGAGUUUAUGGACCAAUCAUAUUUAUAACAGUUAACCUUUAGUGGAAGUGAGAGAUUGUGUGUUCUAGUGCAUAAAUGAAGUGCUGUCUGCAAAAAACUUCUCCAACUUCCAUUAUUUUGUAUCUUAGUGUUAAAAGCUUUAAAUUUAUUUAUGUUAUAAUAUCUCUACACAAUAAAGUAUUUUCUUUA